Messenger RNA from Aspergillus pseudonomiae, 555 nucleotides. RefSeq lists its product as uncharacterized. The record is from RefSeq and is a predicted model, not a curated record. Gene Ontology annotation, molecular function: ATP binding; protein kinase activity. Gene Ontology annotation, biological process: protein phosphorylation. The coding region runs from base 1 to 555 and encodes 184 amino acids. NCBI's taxonomy places the organism in Eukaryota, Fungi, Ascomycota, Eurotiomycetes, Eurotiales, Aspergillaceae. The transcript is spliced from 2 exons.
AUGAGCUUUACCUCGGAGCGAGAUGUUCAAGAGGAUACCGCAUUGCCCAUGGACAACGAUGUUGGCGUUGGGGCCAAAUGGUUACCAACAGUGGCUCUCUCCGAGAUUGAAGAGAAGGCGCAGAUUUCGAGCAAUGUCUUCCUGGUCACAUGGAAUGGGCGAGAUGAAACCUUUAUCUACAAAACAGUGGAGCAUCCCUUCUACGACCAAAGCCACACAGCUUUGUUCCAACAGGAGCUCCGUAACAUCGUGCUCCUUCAGGGUAUCCGGAAUAUCGUCCAGCUGGUAGCUGUGGUGAAAUCACCAAGCCCGUUCAAAACAGCACCGUUAAGUGAAGGCGGUCAUGUUAUUCUUGGCAUGGUGUUAGAGUAUCACCCUAAUGGGACUCUCGAAGAUGCAAUCCAUCGCCGCGAUGGGAAAGGAACAGCCUGGCAGGCUUGGCCUUACCAGCUGGCACGUGCUUUGUUGCGGUUGCACGAUUCGUUUCUUACCCACAUGGAUAUUACCCCUCGGAAGGUCAUUAUCGACGCAGCCGACGAGGGCAGUUUUCACUGA